This is a messenger RNA of Pectinophora gossypiella (pink bollworm), 1344 nucleotides long. RefSeq lists its product as uncharacterized. The coding region runs from base 142 to 1278 and encodes 378 amino acids. The record is from RefSeq and is a predicted model, not a curated record. The transcript has 2 exons. Lineage: Eukaryota; Metazoa; Arthropoda; Insecta; Lepidoptera; Gelechiidae.
CAACUCUAUGUGAUUCCAAAACUAACUCCUUUCUCACCUCACUCUACGAAACUACAAUCACUUCCAGUCACUAUAAAACCAGCACAUUCUGUCUGUAAGCAUCACUGCAACGAACAUAGCCGGAGAACCAAGCGAUCCGACAUGAGGACCUUUAUAUGUCUACUAGCACUGGCAGUUGCCACUUGCAAGGCCGGCUUCGAAGGAAGCUACUCAAGCCACGAGGGAGACAGCGGAAACUCAGGCGGUUCAUCAGGGUAUGACUUCUCAGCACCAAGCCACACCUCCGCCAACGUUGAGGCUCACGGCGGCCAAGGAGGUCACGGCAGCCAAGGGGGGCACGGUAACCAAGGUGGACAUGACUUCUCAGCUAUAAGCUCUGUUGGCUCUCAAGGCCAUGACUUCGGAGGUCAGCACAACUUUGGCGGAAACCAAGGACAUAACUUUGCCGGUGGUCAGCACAACUUCGGUGCUCAAGGGGGUCAUGACUUCAGCGGUGGUCAGCACUUCGGAGGCCAAGGUCAUUUCAUGCCUUUACUUCAACAUUUCCAAUUCCAAGGCCAUGAGACUCCCCAGGCUAGAGGAUUUGACAUCGGCGGCCACAACGAUAUCUCGUCUUUUGCUCCUUCCGGGCACGACUUCCAAGGAGACUCGUUCCUCCAAGCCGCUCAUGAUUUAGGCAUUCAAGAAUUCGGUGGUCAUAACCAAGGCAGCGCGGAAAGCCAGCACUCCGCAGAAGUGCAGGAAAACCAGGAUGAAGGACACGACCAGGGUCAGAAUCAGGGACAUGGACACCAGUUGGGCCAUCAAGAAUUUAUCCUGCAAGAUGGCGGUAAUGAGUUCGGACACGGCGAGCCCCAGAACUUGGUUGUUGAAGAUGGACAUGGCGGGCAUGACUUCGGCGGUCACGACCAGGCCAUUCCUGUUGGCGAGCACACAGACGUCGAACACCCUGUCCCUAUACCACAAUACAAGCAUGUGACCUAUCCUAUUCCUAAGACCGUCCAUGUGAGCGUACCCAAACCCAUUCUUGUCGGAGUACCUCAACCUUACCCCGUAAAGGUCCCAGUCCACAAGCCCGUAGCGGUUCCUGUUGAAACUGAAAUCUCUAUUCCCGUUGAAAAGGUCGUCCCUUACCCUGUUAUUAAACACAUACCUUACCCAGUUGAGAAGCAUGUCCCUAUUAAGGUUGAAAAGACCGUAACAGUCCAUGUACCUCAGCCUUACCCUGUCAAAAUCCCCGUCUAUAAGACCAUCCACCACCAUUCUAAAGGUCAUUAAAGACUGUGCGAUGGUUUGAGUAGUAAUGUAUGCCGUGCCUUGUAAAUAUUGUUAACUAAUUUUAAG